Messenger RNA from Dicrocoelium dendriticum, 507 nucleotides. Lineage: Eukaryota; Metazoa; Platyhelminthes; Trematoda; Plagiorchiida; Dicrocoeliidae. The record is from the annotation of a GenBank genome assembly.
GCUCACGGCCGCAGAGUUAUUGCUAAGGACUACGUUCAAGGCAGCCAGCGCAGAGUAAAACCAUGAUGGCGCCAUUCGCGACGCAUCAAUCACGGGGACCAUGGCUCCGCAGAAACAUCAGCGCUUAUCGCAACAAGGUACGUUAAAUUUGCAAACUGCAUCCGAUUUGUCGAGGACACUGGGAGACGCAUACAAAUACUCGCAGUCUUACAAAAAACGCAGUAAAUUCGACAUCAUGCACCCCAGUGUUCAACGGAUUCGAGUUAACUCCCAAAACUAUCGAACCCUCACUUUCACCAUCAUCAUACGUUGCUGUUACGUCCAACAAAAAGUGUUACUUGUUCGGUUUUACUCAAGGUUCAUGGGCAAGAUGUUCUGCUUGGGAAGCAGUUUGCAAAAGUUGGAGGAAGAAGGGAUACUUCAGGAAAGCUUGCCUGUCUAACUCAUCCAGGCAGUCAUUCAUUCCUCAAUCAACAAUCACAACUGUCACGAGGAUAUGGAUAUGUU